UCCCGAGGUCAAAAUGGGAGAUGCCCUCAAGGGCCGGUGUCUUGCAGGUUUAGAUAUCACCCUCUUCAUUACCAGGUUUCUGGAGAACUUCAAGACAUAUUGAAGAGAUAAUUUAGCAAUUUAAAUAAGAUGUGUUGGAUCAAGGUCAAAUCUAAAACCUAUAGGACACCAGCCCUUGAGGCCUGGAAUUCCCCAUGCCGGCCCUACACGUUCACAAGAACAGGGUGGUCUUGGCAGCAUCAAUGUAAAAGAGCCGUUUCAUGGGUCAUAUGACUCUUCCACCGCGCAAAGUGACCCCUAUGAGUGCAACAUUUUAUUAGAGAUAUUACAUGAUGAUGAUAAAAUUCUGAUCAGAACUUUCUAAAUACCUUAAAAACUAACACUGUUUGUGCAGAAAAUCAUUAAUAUGAUGAUUUAAUGCACAUGAUGGGAAAACAAACAUUUUAAUUAAAAUUGUAUAACCAAGCUCUCAGUGCUGCUGUUUAUGUCUUAAGGUGAUAGGUGCCCAUCAGAGCUCUGGAAAUAUAAACUGGAUCCUUUUAAACUUUAAAGCUUACAAUUCCAAAGCCUAAAAAAACAACAAAAAAACCAUCAGUUUGACAUAGAUUAGAUUCAGAUUAGAUACUUAUAACAAAAUCUGUACUUCAUUUAGUGGCUUUAAGGACGGCUAAACAAAACAUAUAAAAUGUAUUGCCACAUCAGAUAAUCUAUAUCACACUUAAUACAUGCUGUAAAAUAGAGAAUCAGUGAAAACAUUGUUGACAAUUUUUGAAGACCCGGUAUUUUGAUAUAACUUGCUCCAGACAGUUAAAGCUUUUAUUCUCUCAGCUGCAGACUUAGUGCAGUUUAAGGGUUUAACAGUAAAGACUGAAGUCAUGGCAGGAUCCUGUAACCUAUGUAUAGAGGCCUAUACAACAAAGCUGGAUUUUGACUUAUGCAGGUACCUUCAGGAAUAACCUUGGAUUUCUGUACUGUGAAGGUGAUUCACUUCUUACUUUUUACUAUUUUCUGGAGAACUGAUUGUUCAGUAGGUGGUGAUUUAGUAUCUGUUAGUCUCUAAUCUGAAACUUGACCUGCUUUGGAUGAUACACAGCAAGUGAGCUGGGUCGCAGGGUUAACCCAAGGUUCAUCCUGAAGUCCUGGAUAAGCUAAACUCCUGGUUCAUACUACAGGCCACUGAUUAUGUUGAACCCCUUAUUUCAAUACAAACAUGAUAGUUUCUCAGUGAACUUGGACUUAUAAUGUCUCAUAAUGACUCAUAACCUAAUGAGGAAGGAUCGUGUUAUCAAAUUAGUAUUUCAAGGAUGCAUUUUUCUGCAGCAGGUGCCUGUUCAGAUAUGUCUGAGGAGAAGAAGAGGAAGCUUUCAACAACAGCUUCUGAACCUUGUGAGCCGUCAGCCAGUUCACAGAAAAGUGUUGCCGAGUCCACGGGUCCCAGAUGUGUCUCCAUUAAGAGUGAUCGAUCCAGGAUUCAACCUCUCGUCUUUAGAGAUGAGGAAUCAAAAUGGAAACAUUUACAGAGUGCAACGGAGUUCACAUCUGAAAGUUCCGUUUCUGUGCAGAGCGAUGAACCCACUCACCAGCAGCUCAGUUAUCCCAAUGUGGAUCCAAACAGCUGUCUAAUGUGUAAGAAGGUUUUGAGGGAUCCAGUCCACUUCAAGUGUGGACACUGGUUAUGCAAACAGUGUGUGAGCUCAAACUGGGAUCAAUCUGGCUCACAUGCAGAAAAUCUCUGCCUGAGUUGUAUUGAGAAAUGCCGCCUUAAGAAUGUUGAAAGCACAGGGAACAUCCUCCUUGUCAAAGUAAAGGAAAAUUUGAAAAAGGCAGUGAAAAAGAAAUUUGCUCUGACAUUUGAAGGUAAUGGUGACCAAGAAAAUCUACUCCAGAACAUCUACACAAUGUUGUUCAUCACCACCGGAGAGAGUGGAAGACUAAAUGAAGAGCAUCAAUUCAAAAGUAAAUGGAAAACGCAAUCAUCCAAUGACUGUUCAGUCAACCUCAGUCACAUAUUCAAAUCAUUUUCUGCCCAAACCAAACCCCACAGAACAGUUGUGACGAAGGGCGUUGCAGGCAUUGGGAAGUCUCUGGCUGUACAGAAAUUCAUUCUUGACUGGGCCGAAGAGAAGGAAAACCAAGAUCUUGACUUUGUUUUCAGUCUUGCUUUCAGAGAGCUGAAUUUGAUUUCAGGUGAAAAAAGCCUACAUGAGCUCCUAACUUUAUUUCACCCCACACUGUCAGAACUCAAAGAUUCAGUGGAUUAUACCAAAACCAAGAUUGUUCUGAUCCUGGACGGUCUGGAUGAAAGCAGGUUUCAUCUGGACUUUGAAGGCACUGAGACAGUAUCAUCUGUCAAGGAAGUAACACCUGUGAGUAAUCUCCUAGCAAACAUCAUCCAGGGUAACCUUCUUCCUGAUGCAAAUCUCUGGAUUACUUCCCGUCCAGCAGCAGCCAAUCAGAUCCCUGCAGAACAUGUUGACAUGGUGACAGAGAUAAGAGGUUUCAAUGAUCCUCAAAAAGCUGAAUACUUCAGGAGGAGAUUUAGUCAUGAUCCUGGUCUUGCUGAAAGGAUCAUUAAACAUAUUCAGUCUUCACAGAGUCUCGACAGCAUGUGUCAGAUCCCGAUCUUCUGCUGGAUUUCUGCAGUGGUAUUCCAGGAAGUCUUUGGAGGAGAUGUUGAAACUGCAAUUCCUCAAACUCUUACAGAGAUGAUGUCACACUUCCUGUUUGCACAAACAAAGCGUAGAAGCAGAAAAUAUGACAAGAAGGUUGAGACAAACAAAGAAAAGCUUCUGAAGACACACAAAGAAUUUCUUCUGAAACUCGGCAAGCUUGCAUUUGAGCAGCUGCUGAAGAGCAACCUCAUCUUCUAUGAGGAAGACCUGGAAGACUUUGGCAUUGACAUUAAAGAAGCAUCCAUCUACUCUGGAUUUUGCACCACAGUCCAUUUGGAAGAACAACUCUUUUCCAACAAAAGGGUCUUUUGCUUUGUGCAUCUGACCGUACAGGAGUUCUUUGCAGCUCUCUUUGUCUAUGACUGUUUUAUUAACAAUAAUACUACAGAACUUAAAAACUUCCUCAUUUUGGAGGACAAAGACCAUACGUUACUUGAUCUUGUAAAGGUGACAGUUGACAAAGUGCUGGAGAAGAAGAAAAAUGGCCACCUGGACUUCUUCCUGAGAUUCCUUCUUGGCCUCCUGGUUGAACCCAACCGGAGAGUCCUUCAUGGUCUGCUGCCUUCACCAGAUCAAAGCCAAGAUACCGACAAGAAAAUCUUGACUUACCUCAAGUCUAUCAGAAGGAAGAACCUCUCUCCAGAAAGCUGCAUCAACCUUUUCCAGACUAUGAUCGAGAUGAGAGAUCACAAAGUCAAAGAUGAGAUUCAGGAAUAUCUCGCACUGUCAGAUCGCUCAAAAACAGAGUUGACUCCCCUGCACUGCUCUGCACUGGCCUACAUGCUGCAGGUAUCAAAGAAUGAUUUGGAAGUCUUGGACUUGAAGAGUUACAACACAUCAGAUGAGGGCAGACGGAGGCUGAUACCAGCAGUGAGGAAGAGUAGAAAAGCUAUGUUAGCAGAUUGCAAAGUGACCUCGGUGUCAGCUGAGCAUUUGGCUUUUGCUCUCAAGUUCUACUGCUCAUCCCUGAGAGAUCUAGACCUCAGUGACAAUGACCUGAAAGAUUCAGGGUUGAAGUUACUCUGUGAUGGACUAUCAAGUCAGUGCUGCAGGCUGGAGAUACUCAGGUUAUCCGGUUGUCUGGUCACAGCGACAGGCUGUGCAUAUCUGACUUCAGCUCUACAGCUCAACCCGAUUCAUCUGAUAGAGUUGGAUCUGAGCUACAACCACCCAGGAGACUCUGGAGAGAAGCAGCUGUCUAAGCUGAAGAAUGAUCCUCGAUACAAGCUGAGCAAACUCAGUGUUGAACACGGUGGAAGUCACAGAAUGAAACCAAGCUUCAAGAAAUAUGCCUGUGAACUCACUCUGGACUCCAACACAGCACACACAAACCUGCUUUUCUCUGAUGGGAAUAGAAAGGUGACCUGGAUGGAAGUUGACCAUCCACAUCCUGAUCCCAAAAAACAGCAGGUGCUGUGUGAGCAGAGCCUCAAUGGGCGCUGCUACUGGGAGGUGGAAGUGUUUGGCUUUCUAUGCGUUGGGAUUACAAUCAGAAGAAGAGGCACAGAAGGAAAGAAAAAUGAGUUUAAGAUGGGAUACGAUGACAAAUCCUGGUGUCUGGUUUUCUCUGAUGAUGGUUUUUACAUUCUGCACCGUAACAAGAAAGUAGACGUGCCUUCAGCUGGAUGGCGCUCCAGUCGGGUGGGUGUGUAUGUGGAUUGUUCAGCUGGCACGCUGUCCUUCUACAGGGUUUCUAAUGACAGCUGCAUCCUCCUUCAUAGCUACAAAACAGCCUUUAACGAACCCCUUUAUCCUGCUGUUGAGCUUCACUCUCAGUCGUCUGCUUCAUUUUGUCAGCUAACCUAAGUUUCACCUGCAUCUGCAAGUUCUGUCCAUCAGUUCCACACAUUAAACUGCUUUUACGAGUAUCCCAUUGUUUUUCCAUGUUGUCCUAAUGAAGUUCUAGGUCAUGUUUCACCUAUUGUAGCUACAUGGUAUUCUUUAUUUACUCUCUUUUUCGAAUAUUUUUUUAAUGAUCUGAAACAGUUAAGUGUGACAAAUAUCCCCCACAAAAAAACAAAAACCCAAAAACUAAGAAAUCAGAAAGGGGGAAAUACGUUUUUCUGUGCAUUGUAACUGCAAUCUGCACUCUUGCUGAUGAAUAUGUUUGGUAGAUUUACAUAAUAUUUUCAACUACUAAGUCAUUCUUCAAACAAAAACUGUUCCAACGUCUCCAAUGUGACAAUUGGUUACACUUUCCCUGUUUUGUAUUUCUCUAAAUUUAAAAAUUAAUAUUUUAUGUUGCUUGUCAGAAACAAUGUCAGCAUUUUAAGUGGGCAGUUCUGUUUCAUGUAUUUUUUGUAGAACUUAUUUGUAUUUGCUUCAAACUCAAAAUCAGGUCUAAACCUCUGAACUCCUAAUCUGUAACUUUGAAUUAGCAAUUUACUCACUUUGAUAAUUGAACAUAGUGCCAAGAAAAAUACAUUCAAUGUAAAUGAGCCUGAUUUCACAAUUACAAAGUAGGAGAUUACAUUUUAAAAAACUGACUGACAGUGCAUAAAUUUAUGAGUACAACCAUCUACUGCUGAUUUAAGUAAAGAGCAAGAAGAUCUACAGAGGAGAACACAACCAGCAGACCCAGAACAUGCACACACAGAACGUUUCUAACCAGAUGCUGGAGCCGAACUCAGGACUGCUGUGAGGCUUGCUACUACACCACCAUGCUGCCCACAUUUGACAUGCAGAAUGUAGAUAUUGGUGGCUGUAUUAAUGUUCUUUUGUCUUCUUUUAUUUAGAAUUUACCUUUCUCUGUUUUAAAUCAAAAUGUGUGUGGCAACUCUGAGCAUCUUUUACAGCCUUUUCACUACAAAUCAGGUGUGUGUGUGUGUGUGUGAGAGAGGCUGUUUCAAAGGCGUUUAGUUUCUGUCCUUUAUUUUUACUUAGCUUGAAGCUUGUGUGGAACAAAUACUGUUUAAGUUAACAGAAGUCUUAGUAUCACAGGUCUGCAAUUAACACAAGCGAGGAAUUUAGUAUUUUAUUAAAUGAAUGUUAGGUCCUGGUUGGCAUGUUAUGGUCUGACAGUGAAAAAUAACCAGAAUUCAAAUGUGAGGUGAGACUAUUAGAUGUGAUUCAACAUGUACAAACUGGUGUCCUGUUUUAGAUCACAAAUGGCUGCUUGUUGAAAAAUAAAAUGUUUUUUUAAAUUUGCAGUGUAAAGCAGAAGUUUCUAAUAGUUUUGUCUUACUGAUGCUCAUUAAGGAAUAACUUCAGACGCUGUUAAAAAAAACUAGUUUCUCCCAUUACCAACACAGAGAGGUCUGAGGGAUCUUCCAGGAAUUAUGCCGCUAAUUUCCAGAGGCCUGAUUGGGCAUUAUCUCUUAUGUUGAACAUAACCUGGUCCACAGCUGGGCUGUUGUGGAGCACAGAACAGGUGCUACAAAGCACACCUGUCACAACAAAGCCCAGGUCACUUCAUCAAACAAGCUUUUUCUUUUCACAGUUCAGCAUGCAUGCAGUCUACUUGCUUAUACAUGCCAUCUAUACAGGAAAUGCACCAUUUGAAAGAAACACAAACACCACCUGUCAUUUUAAUCUGAGAACAUAAAAAACCUCCUUCAUUAAUCCAACCAUAUUAUUAUUGGCUCAUGUUUCCUAUAGGUCACUAACCG
Pundamilia nyererei is the source of this 6280-nucleotide messenger RNA. RefSeq names its product protein NLRC3-like. The coding region runs from base 1305 to 4478 and encodes 1057 amino acids. Lineage: Eukaryota; Metazoa; Chordata; Actinopteri; Cichliformes; Cichlidae. The transcript has 9 exons. Gene Ontology annotation, molecular function: protein binding. The record is from RefSeq and is a predicted model, not a curated record.